AUGCUCACAUCUCUUGGUUAUUCUCAAUCCAAACAUGACUACUCUCUCUUCACAAAACGGACCGGUGAGACAUUCACUGCUGCCCUAGCCUAUGUUGAUGAUCUCAUACUCACUGGGAAUAAUAUACAAGAGAUUGAAUCUACCAAGAGACACCUUCACGAGGCUUUCAAAAUCAAGGAUAUUGAGGAUGUUAAAUUCUUCUUAGGACUAGAAGUCGCCAGGGUAAGCAAGGGAAUUGCUGUUAAUCAACGAAAAUAUGUGCUUGAUCUUCUAGCUGACUAUGGUAUGACUGAUUGUAAACUUGUAUCUACUCCUAUGGACUACUCUAACAAGUUAAGUAAAAAUUCAACUCCUCCCUAUUCUGAUGUGGCUUCAUAUCGACGAUUAAUUGGCAAGCUUGUUUAUCUUACCACAACAAGACCUGACAUUUCUUUUGCCGUUGGCAAACUCAGUCACUGCCUUGAUUGUCCAACCACUGCUCAUUAUCAAGCUGCCAUUCGUGUCUUAAAGUAUCUCAAACAAGCCCCUGCAGCUGGUUUAUUUUUCUCAACUUCCUCAGAUUUGUUGCUUUCGGGUUACUCUGACGCCGAUUGGGCAUCAUGCAUUGAUACAAGAAGGUCUGUUUCUGGUUUCUGUUUCUACUUGGGGACCUCCCUCAUUUCAUGGAAGAGCAAAAAACAAUUGACAGUGUUCAGAUCCUCUUCAGAGGCAGAGUAUCGUGUUCUUGCCUUAGCAACUUGUGAAGCUCAAUGGCUCUCUUAUCUUAUGUCUGAUCUUGGCUUACCUUGUUCUAGUCCUAUUCCUAUCUAUUGUGACAGCUAA
Molecule: messenger RNA, 822 nt
Organism: Arachis duranensis
Lineage: Eukaryota; Viridiplantae; Streptophyta; Magnoliopsida; Fabales; Fabaceae
Exons: 1
Coding region: 1-822 (273 amino acids)
Source: RefSeq, a predicted model, not a curated record